Molecule: messenger RNA, 2466 nt
Organism: Branchiostoma floridae (Florida lancelet)
Lineage: Eukaryota; Metazoa; Chordata; Leptocardii; Amphioxiformes; Branchiostomatidae
Product: vesicle-associated membrane protein 7-like
Exons: 6
Coding region: 192-929 (245 amino acids)
Biological process (GO): vesicle fusion; exocytosis
Cellular component (GO): membrane; SNARE complex
Molecular function (GO): SNAP receptor activity; SNARE binding
Source: RefSeq, a predicted model, not a curated record
GGUGACUUACCGGAAAUGAUUCAAAGUAUUACGCACGGUGCACUGGUGAAAGUCAUGAGGGCUCCAUGUUUGAAAUACUUUGUUACAGUACAGUACGUUAUGUAACGGUCUAGAGAUUGAGGGUCGGAACUCACGUUGUUCUGAAAGCGGAUAAGUUUAUUGGUACAUAAGAUUCUCUCACAGAACACAAGAUGGCGAUCCUGUAUAGCUGCAUAGCCCGUGGGACCACAGUGUUAGCGGACAGUACAUCCGCGAGUGGUAACUUUCGUGAAAUCAUGAGCGGCAUACUGCCUAACAUCCCUACAAGAAACGACACCAAGACAACAUAUGCAGCACAAAACUAUAAGGUCCAUGUUGUUGUGGAAAAUGGCAUCAUCUAUAUCUGUGCUGCAGAUGCUUCUUUUGACUCAAAAAGACCUUUUGCAUUUCUGCAAGAUAUCAAACAGAGGUUCACGUCUGGCAGUCUGGCCUCCAGAGCCAUCACCGCUUCAUCAUUUGAGUUGAACAGAGAUUUCCAACCCAUCCUCGCCGAGAAAAUGGAGCAGUUUUCUAAGCCAGGUGCAGGAGGUGACCAGCUGUCCAUGCUUCAGUCGCAGGUGGAUGAAGUGAAGGGAGUGAUGUCACAGAACAUAGAGAAGGUCCUGGCCAGGGGCGACCGCCUUGACAACCUGAUGGAGAAAACUGAUGAGCUGGAAGCUAGUGCUGACACCUUCAAGAAAACUGCCAGAAGGGUGAAGAAGAAGUACUUCUGGAAGAAUGCCAAGAUGAUGAUCAUCCUGUCUGUGGUUGUCCUUGUCGUCCUUAUCAUUUUGACCUUGAUCAUCUUGUUCUCUACAGGUGUAAUUAAGACAGGUGGGGGAGGAGGGGACUCCUCCACAACUGUCUCGCCUCCCGUAACCCCACAAUCGGCCAAGUUUCGUUUUCUUUAGCUGCCUAUGGAGGCUUGGGUAGGAAAGUAGAAUCAUGCUUAAAUUUGGGCACAUUUUCUGUCCUUGAAUUUUGUAAAAAAAUAAGGCCUUUGAAUUUUGUAAAAAUUUAUUUAAGUUGGAAAAGUAAUCUAUUGAUUUCACUGCCACGUAAAGUAGAUAGGAAAGUGUUUUGGGUAGAAAAUGAUGAUGAAAAGGGGAAUCAGGUUGGUAGGUCAUUGAGGAGUACAUGUAGUUGUUCUUGUCACACAACCUCAGUAUUGACUGAGCUGCAUGCCAACAUUUUGGCAACUGAGCAAGCAGCUAUGAAAAGUUUUUAUUGUGAUUUUUUUUUGUGUGGUCAAGAAUUCAGGAAUUGUACCAUCAGUCAAGCCAGUAUACAGCAACCACUCAAGGGGCUGAGCAAAAUGGCUGUUGAGGACAGGUGGUUGCUCAGGAGAGGAUGGGGUUAGCUAUGGAAAAACGGAUGGGACCAUUUUAGAGUGGCAUGGGACUGGAGUUGGUUGCGCAACCAUGUAUAUCGUUCGUACCAAUACUGAGUAGCCCUCAUUCAUUUGGAGGAGUUAUACAUGAUAUAAAUUCUGAAGUUGUAAGUUAUACAACGUAUCACAGAUUUGAUGCUAGUUCCAAUACAGUUAUGUUAAGAAUUCAACACUACUUUCUGUACAAUUUGCAAAAAAGUUUUGAUUUUAAUUUAUUGAAAUUGCAGACAAUGUAAUACAUGUACAUGGCAAACCCAGCUGAUAUUGGGUGCCAACACAUACAUACAAUUACACUUCUCAUAGAAUACACAUAAUUAACUCAAAUGGUUAGCGUAUACUUCAAAUGAAACAACAAAAGGUUUUUGAUAUUGUUCAACCUAAACCAAUAUUUAAGCCAAAGAAAUGGUAUCAUGAAUCUUAUGAUAUAUAUGUCAAGAUGAAAGUACAUCUUGUAGUAUAAUGUAAAUAAAGAGAGAUGAUUACAGUUGCCUCUUGACACAAAAUAUGGGUAUCUAAUUUCUGCUGCUUGGAAUAUGUUAACUUAUAGGCAAAUCUUUGAUAAAUCAGAAUUUAAGGUAUCGAUUUCAUUAAAUGGUGACUUUGCACCAUUGGAUUUUUUGUUGUUACGUUUCUUUUUAAAUUUGAUUUGGGCUAUGCCAGCCAUCCCCUUAUGUAAUGAUACUUAUAAGUUUUUAACCUUCCCCUGCUGCCUAAAUCUCUAACCAUUGUACUGUAUUACACUAUUUGCAGCUAGCCUGAGCUGAGUACCAUUCUCUGUAGUGACGGCUGGCUCAGUCCUUUCGCUUGCUAACAUGGUUACUAUGGUGGUCACUACGGAGCUUGGUACUCAUUUGCAGCUACCUCAGCAGGAAAAGGGUUAAUGGCCAGUCACACAUAUUACAUGUAUUCUGUUGGAUUUAUGGUUUAUCAGUGUUUGGAUGACAGCACAACAUACAUUUUAGUUAAUAUCUGUCAAUAGAUUCAGUGAAGAUGUAUGUGUACACAAUGGUGAUUUGCUGUCAAAGUGUUGAUUCUGUAACAAUAUAUAUAUUUGUCAA